This is a messenger RNA of Kuraishia capsulata CBS 1993, 315 nucleotides long. RefSeq lists its product as uncharacterized. The coding region runs from base 1 to 315 and encodes 104 amino acids. The record is from RefSeq and is a predicted model, not a curated record. Lineage: Eukaryota; Fungi; Ascomycota; Pichiomycetes; Pichiales; Pichiaceae. The transcript has a single exon.
AUGAACGAAGCAUUUAGCAUUUUGAAGUGUGGAGAAGCGGGUGGGAGGUGGAAAAUCUGUCACGUGAUCUGCAGAAAGUUGCGGGCCGGACAUACAGAAGUUGGCUCCGGCGAAGCUAAGAAUAAGGUUUGUUUUAAUGAGUAUAUUGGGGAGAUACCGAGACUAUUUGACACGUUAUGUGGUGGUUUCUGGUUGGUGAAUUGUAAAACCGCGUUCUUGGUGUACUUGUUGGAAAGCUGUGCUCUUUUUCAACCAGCAGCUGAUGGUUUACUGCUGGCUAAAAGUUUGUGGAAUAUGCGCACAGAAUUCGGAUGA